CCACCCCAUUCCCGAAAAUGGAUCGCUCCUACAGACAGUGAGUCACGUGGCCUGCUAUAUAAAGCAGGCAGGCAGGCAGGCAAGCAACCAACCAGCUAUACUGCUCGAUUGAACGUAACAAUGGGUAAAACGAGUGACCUAAGGGACUUUGAGCGUGGUAUGAUCGUAGGUGCCAGGCGCGCCGGAUCAAGUGUCUCAGAAACGGCCGCCCUCCUGGGCUUUUCACGCACGACAGUUUCUAGAGUUUACCGAGAAUGGUGUGACAAACAAAAAACAUCCAGUCAGCGGCAGUCGUGUGGGCGAAAACAACUAGUUGAUGAGAGAGGUAGAAUGAGAAUGGAAAGAAUCGUGAAAGCUAACAGGCGGGCCACAAACAGACAAAUAACAGCGCAGUACAACAGUGGUGCGCAGAACGGCAUCUCGGAACGCACAACUCGUCGAUCCUUGUCACGGAUGGGCUACAGCAGCAGACGACCACGUCGUGCAAAUGAGGAGUGGAAAAACAUCGCCUGUGUAGAUACGGUACGAGAACUUGUCCUUGACAACUGUAGCUCAAAUGAAGGAAAAAUCGAAGGCCUCACAGCAGAAUUUGUCAGUCUGGAAUUCCUCAGUUUGAUAAACGUUGGUUUAAUCUCUGCCUCCAACCUUCCCAAACUUGAGAAACUCAAGAAGUUGGAACUCAGUGACAACAGAAUCUCUGGUGGCCUUGACGUGCUAGCAGAGAAACUCCCCAACCUCACACAUCUAAAUCUAAGCGGAAACAAACUGAAAGACAUCAGCACGUUGGAACCUUUGAAAAAGCUGGACAGCCUGAAGUCUCUAGACUUGUUCAACUGUGAGGUGACCAACGUGAACGACUACAGGGAGAGUGUGUUCAAGCUGCUCCCUCAGCUCACCUACCUGGACGGGUACGACGUGGAGGACCGAGAGGCAUCCGACUCGGACAGAGAGGUGGCCGGUGACGAUGAUGAGGAAGGGAAUGAGGAUGGAAAGGAGGAACACUUUGACAAGGACUGUGAUGAAGAGGGAGUAGUAGAGGAGGAGGAAGACCUCGGCAUUGAUGAUGAAGAUGAAGUCAAGGCUGUCCAAGGAGAGAAGAGAAAGCGAGAGCCUGACGACGAUGACGAUUAAGAACAAAAAACGAAAGCAUAGCGUUACCAACUCCUUCCCUCUCCAAUAGUAGUUACAUAGGAUGAGCCUUGACUAGAAUACAGUAUAUACAUAUGAAGUGGGUAAAACGUUAUGUAAACAUUAUGUAAACACUGUGACCAGUGUUGAAAGACUAUGUUCAUAGCGCAGCAGUCUCUAAGGUGCAGUGUUGAGUAUCGGGUGGUAGCCGGCUAGUAACAGUGACUAAGUUCAGGGCAGGGUACUAGGUGGAGGCCAGCUAGUGGUGACUGAGUAACAGUCUGAUGGUCUGGAGAUGGAAGUUGUUUUUCAGUCUCUCGUUCCCAGCUUUGAUGCACCUGUACUGUCUUCGCCUUCUAGAUGGUAGCGGGUUGAACAGGCCGUGGCUCGGGUCCUUGAUGAUCUUCUUGGCCUGUGACACCGGGUGCUGUAAAUGUCCUGGAGGGUAGACCGUGUGCCCCCUGGUGAUGCGUUGGGCUAACCUCAUCACCCUCUGGAGAGACUUGCGGUUGCGAACUGUGCAAUUGCCAUACCAGGCGGUGAUGCAGUCAGACAGGAUGCUCUCAAUGGUGCAUCUGUAGAAGAUUGAGGGUAUUAGGGGUCAAACCAAAUUUCUUCUGCCUUGUCAUACGUUUUUUUCGUACUGAGCACAGCCCUGGAGAUUUCUACUCCCAAACUAAUGAAAAUAAAAUGGUGACACCAUUAAAAUAUCAUUUUUCCCAUCCAAAAAUGAGCCAAACAAUAUAUUGGUCCGUAUUAUCAUGCUGGUGUUAUUUGACAAUACGCAAAAUCAUCACCCCCCCAAUAUGCCUCCUCACCUCCCUCAAUUGAACAAACUGCUAUUAUUGUUACACACAAAUGGUAUAGGAAUUACCUUCCAUAUUGAAAUAAAGGAGGAAAUUGGCUAACUGCUGUGCAAUUUCUAUCAAUAAGGCAAUGGGAUGGGACAAUUUCAUGAGUGCUUUUCCCCCAUAAAUGAGGAGAGGUUGCUGCUGCUGGUCAGUCUGAGACUGGCAGGCUGCUCAUGUUUAAGGGAAGGGCUACUUUAAAAAAAUGACACGUUACGAGCUACAAAAAAAAUGUCUGGCUUUCAAACAGGCACGAUCUUCUCUUUUCUUCCCUGCAACUCUUCUCCGGGUCCUUAGUGUACAAGAGGAAGUAGAGUGCCCUGAGUGGCUGUUUGAUUUAAGUCAAAACUAUGUAAAUACCUGAAAAUGUUUGUUUAGCAACGAUCAACAACAACAGGGGUGUUUCUAUAAGUAUUUAAUUUUCAAUAAAUUUGCAAACAUUUCUAAA
This is a messenger RNA of Oncorhynchus tshawytscha (Chinook salmon), 2424 nucleotides long. RefSeq names its product acidic leucine-rich nuclear phosphoprotein 32 family member B. Bases 121 to 1131 code for a protein of 336 amino acids. The transcript is spliced from 7 exons. Lineage: Eukaryota; Metazoa; Chordata; Actinopteri; Salmoniformes; Salmonidae. The record is from RefSeq and is a predicted model, not a curated record. Gene Ontology annotation, molecular function: histone binding. Gene Ontology annotation, biological process: regulation of apoptotic process. Gene Ontology annotation, cellular component: nucleus.